This is a messenger RNA of Aspergillus puulaauensis, 1821 nucleotides long. RefSeq lists its product as uncharacterized. The transcript is spliced from 2 exons. The record is from RefSeq and is a predicted model, not a curated record. Bases 1 to 1821 code for a protein of 606 amino acids. Lineage: Eukaryota; Fungi; Ascomycota; Eurotiomycetes; Eurotiales; Aspergillaceae.
AUGGCCAACCUCCCCUUCGAUAUAUGGUACCAGAUAGGCCACGAACUCGCCGAGGAUGGGCCACGACGGGAUCUUGCUUCACUGCGACUGGUGAACAAUGUAUGUUGUCAUAUAGCAACACCGUUAUUAUACCGUUCACUAGACCUCGACAUCCUAGACGCUAGGGCCGUCCAAGAUGAUAUCGACCAGCUGCGAGUAGGCAAACUGGGACAUCAGUACCUUCGUCACGCACGGCAGCUUUUUCUGGCGACCAAAGACAGGUCACGGACUCAUCCAACCUUAACCUCGAGGAGAACACGUCAAUGGGGUACACGCUAUAAUCACCUCCUGUCGCCGAGAACAGAGGGCGUUAUGGACGUCCGUAUCACGGAGAGUCGAGUUCCUGAUCGAAGCUGCUUUGGGACCUUCAACGGCAGUUGGGAACCACUGGCUUGUCUUAUAACUCGCCUCCAUUGUCUGGAAAGCCUGGACUUCUUCGCACUUGGUCCAUUCCCAGUUGCUCUGCAGGAAGCCUUGAGCCGCCAUCCCAGUUGCCAACUUAACGUGUGGGCAGUUCACAGCGUGGGGCAUAGUCAAAUGACCGGCGAUAGAGACCCAUAUUCUAUAUGUCGUCUAUUGCGAUAUUCCAAUCUCCACACCCUGACCAUCGACACAACCUGGAGAAAUAGUACACUCCCAGGCUGGGUUAACCUCACCAACCAACUCCCCUUUAUCUUCGUUGCCCCCAAGCUGAAGAACCUUGUCAUUCACGCACACCGGCGCCACAAAUACCAAUAUGAUCCCAGAUGGGAAACAUUCCAGAACGCUUGGCGGGAUAUGGCCGCUCGAUUCAAGCACGCCCCCGUACCUGUCCUAGACACACUCACGCUGGACGGCGCUCAUGAAAGUCUCCUGUUGAGACUAUCCGAAGCCGUUGACCUCUCCUGUCUCCGCACUCUAGAUAUCCACGCAUACCGCGAGGUGGAAGUUCUGCGAGACGUCGCCAUAGCUUUUCCAGGUCUAGAACGCCUGCUUAUCACGGUGAACCCAUUACACUGGCCUGAAAGCGACGUUGACGACCAAGAGGCCGUCUCAGCUAUAACGCUCUUCCCAUCGCUCAAAUUCCUCAAUCUUCGUGGCCUCCGGCAGGCAUCCAGUGUAUUCGACAUUCUUCAAGUCCAUGGCCGGUCCCUCAGGGGUCUAAUUCUCGAACCAGCACCAGACUCAAACAAGACACGGUACUGCUAUCCCAAGUUUUCUCCGUCGCAGGUUAUCCAGCUCGCAGCAAUCUCUCCACACCUAGAAGAACUCCAAAUCCAAUGCCUCCGCUCCAAAGGGAGUAAACCAGAAUGCGACUUUUAUAGAGCCCUAGGCCACUUCCAAAACCUACGCAAGCUGGUCCUAGAACUCGAUUGCAACAUCCACCAAUCCACAUCCGAAACCACCGCCACCAAAACCCAACUCAUGAAAGACGGAUUCAUCAAUGCCGCCGUGGACACAAAACUCGCUCUGCAAAUCUUCUCCCUCAUAACCACCAACCAACCCUCAGGCCAUCUGAAGAGGCUACGUCUCGCCCCAUUCCGGCUCCAGGCCUCUGAGUUAGAUGCCCUGCAACAUAACCACUUUCUAGCAAAACAGGUUCUAGUAUCGCGGUUUCCGCUGCGGGUUGAGGAGGUUGGAAAACGGGAAUGGGACGCAUUUCAUGAUAUGAUUCAGCCGAGUCCGCGCUCUUUGCCGGGGUGGCUUGAGGAGAUUCUUGAUGGGAUUUUGCCGUUCGUGCCUGGGAGGGAACCAUGGUGGGAUCGGUAUGAGAGCGUUCCUUUGGAUGUGGAUGGUGUUUAG